CUGUAGCAUUAUUUCUGUAGUUGAGAGCUGUUGCAAGCGAAAGGGGGUGGAAAAAAAAGGAACGCAACCUGAAAAAGCAACAACACCAAAAAGGACCAGCAGUUUGACAAAUAUAUUAUCUUGCUAAGGAAUUAUAUCUGCGUUGAAGAGAUACGCUCGACUUUGUCUUCGCUCUCUGUUUGGUUUACUGUUGUUAUUGUCAAUCCGAAGGGGAGACCAUGAAAGCGAUCAGCCCAGUGAGGUCGAUGAGAAGCUGCUACGAAGGGGUCUGCUGCAUCUCCGAACAGAGCCUUGCCAUCGCCCGGAGUAAAACCGCAACGGAGGAGCCUGUGAGCAUCCUGUGUGACAUGAACGACUGCUAUUCGAAGCUGAAAGAGCUCGUACCGAGCAUCCCGCAGAACACGUCGGUUAGCCAGGUGGAGAUCCUGCAGCAUGUCAUCGACUACAUCUUCGACUUGCAGAUAGCGCUGAAAGACGAAGAACCAACUGAAAAGACCCCUGACGUAGUCCUGUCAAUAAAGGCAUCAGAUUUUGGUUGUGACUUCACAUCUGGAGAUGGAACGAGUUUAUGCCAUUAGCACACGGAAGAAAACAUCGUCACUUACAUUUUAAAAGGUGUGGGAUAACACAUGGCUUCACUUCAUACCAGGAGAAAGUGACAGAAGGGGGUGCCUUUGGGCUAGAGAGAAGGGGGUGUGGGGGGGAUUAACACAUCCCCACAGAAGGGUUUAUCUACACCCACCCACAAAACAGCCGGACUCCUUAACUGGCCAGUAACUGGCCAGUCCCAAAUCGGAUGAGCACACUUGGACUUUCAUUUUAGUUUUUGAAAAGCUUAAUUCCCAAAUAGUUGGAGUUGUUGCAGUACUAUCUUUUAUUUUCUAAACCUGCACAGUAAACCAAAAAUUGAAAGUGACUUUGUUUUACUGCAGGACUAACAAAUAUACCCUUUUGGAAUUGCUUAAGUGGAUGAAGUCGGAUAUUUAAAAAUCUAAUUUGAAUAUCAGUUUUUUUGAAAAAAAAAAUUCUGAAAUUGGGGGGGUGGCAGUGCAGAUGUGUGGUGGAGAAUAGUCAAGCAGGACUGGGGGGGUGGGGGGGUGGUAUUGUUGGAAGGUUAUCUUCCAGAUGUUAUGUGGCACUCUAUAAUAGAGUUGAUUCUGAAAGUUUGCAGGGAUGAGAAUUUCUGUAGACAGUGUUGUAUGCCAAGUUUUAUAAACUUUUAUAAAAGUAUGCUUUACAUUGUACUUUUUUCAUAAUAAAAUAUUUUAAACCAUA
Messenger RNA from Polyodon spathula (Mississippi paddlefish), 1275 nucleotides. RefSeq names its product inhibitor of DNA binding 3 (gene id3). NCBI's taxonomy places the organism in Eukaryota, Metazoa, Chordata, Actinopteri, Acipenseriformes, Polyodontidae. Gene Ontology annotation, molecular function: transcription regulator activity; protein dimerization activity. Bases 219 to 578 code for a protein of 119 amino acids. The record is from RefSeq and is a predicted model, not a curated record. Gene Ontology annotation, cellular component: nucleus; cytoplasm. The transcript is spliced from 3 exons. Gene Ontology annotation, biological process: circadian regulation of gene expression; negative regulation of transcription by RNA polymerase II; cell differentiation.